CGCGCUCCGGGAGCCAUGGGCGCCUGGGGCGCGCGGGGGGCGGCGACCGCGCCGCUGCUGGUGGCCGCGGCCGCGCUGCUGGUGGGCGUCACGGGCCACCUGUACCCGGGAGAGGUGUGUCCGGGCAUGGACAUCCGGAACAACCUCACCAGGCUGCACAGGCUGGAGAACUGCUCCAUCAUCGAGGGACAUUUGCAGAUCCUCUUGAUGUUCAAGACGAAGCCAGAAGACUUCCGAGACCUCAGUUUCCCCAAACUGGUCAUGAUCACCGAUUACUUGCUGCUCUUCCGGGUAUAUGGCCUUGAGAGCCUGAAGGACCUGUUCCCCAACCUCACGGUCAUCCGUGGCUCCCGCCUCUUCUUCAACUACGCGCUGGUCAUCUUCGAGAUGGUCCAUCUGAAGGAGCUGGGGCUCUACAGCCUCAUGAACAUCACGCGGGGCUCCGUGCGCAUCGAGAAGAACAAUGAGCUCUGCUACUUGGCCACCAUCGACUGGUCCCGCAUCCUGGAUUCUGUGGAGGACAACUACAUCGUGCUGAACAAAGAUGACAAUGAGGAGUGUGGAGACAUCUGCCCAGGCACCACGAAGGGCAAGACCAACUGUCCCGCCACUGUCAUCAACGGGCAAUUCAUAGAGCGGUGCUGGACUCACAGUCACUGUCAGAAAGUCUGCCCGACCAUGUGCAAGUCCCACGGCUGUACCACCGAAGGCCUCUGCUGUCACAGCGAAUGCUUGGGCAACUGCUCCGAGCCUGAUGACCCCACCAAGUGUGUGGCUUGCCGAAACUUCUACCUGGAUGGCAGGUGCGUGGCGUCCUGCCCGCCUCCCUACUACCACUUCCAGGACUGGCGCUGUGUGAACUUCAGCUUCUGCCAGGAGCUGCACAAUAAAUGCAAGAACUCUCGCAGGCAAGGUUGCCACCAGUACGUCAUUCACAAUGACAGGUGCAUCCCUGAGUGUCCCUCUGGGUACACGAUGAAUUCCAGCAACUUGAUGUGCACCCCGUGCCUGGGCCCCUGCCCCAAGGUCUGUCACCUCCUGGAAGGCGAGAAAACCAUUGACUCCGUCACGUCGGCGCAGGAGCUUCGAGGCUGCACUGUGAUCAACGGGAGCCUCAUCAUCAACAUCCGGGGAGGCAACAACCUGGCAGCAGAACUGGAGGCUAACCUCGGCCUCAUUGAGGAGAUUUCAGGGUAUCUAAAAAUCCGCCGAUCCUAUGCUCUUGUAUCACUUUCCUUCUUCCGGAAGUUACGCUUGAUUCGAGGGGAAACCUUGGAAAUCGGGAACUACUCUUUCUAUGCCUUGGACAACCAGAACCUAAGGCAGCUGUGGGACUGGAGCAAACACAACCUCACCAUCACUCAGGGGAAACUCUUCUUCCAUUAUAAUCCCAAACUCUGCCUGUCAGAAAUCCACAAGAUGGAAGAAGUUUCGGGAACCAAGGGGCGCCAGGAGAGGAACGACAUUGCCCUGAAGACGAACGGGGACCAGGCAUCUUGUGAAAAUGAAUUACUUAAAUUUUCAUCCAUUCGGACAAGUUCUGACAAGAUCUUGCUGAGAUGGGAGCCCUACUGGCCCCCCGACUUCAGGGACCUCUUAGGAUUCAUGCUCUUCUACAAAGAGGCCCCUUAUCAGAACGUGACCGAGUUUGACGGGCAGGAUGCGUGUGGCUCCAACAGCUGGACCGUGGUGGACAUCGACCCGCCCUUGAGAUCCAAUGACCCCAAGUUGCAGAACCACCCUGGGUGGCUGAUGAGAGGUCUCAAGCCCUGGACCCAGUACGCCAUCUUUGUCAAGACCUUGGUCACCUUUUCUGACGAGCGCCGGACGUAUGGGGCCAAGAGCGACAUCCUCUACGUGCAGACGGAUGCCACCAACCCGUCUGUCCCGCUGGACCCCAUCUCCGUGUCGAAUUCUUCAUCCCAGAUAAUUUUGAAGUGGAAGCCUCCCUCGGACCCCAACGGCAACAUCACGCACUACCUGGUUUACUGGCAGAGGCAGGAGGAAGACAGUGAGCUGUACGAGUUGGAUUAUUGCCUCAAAGGGCUGAAGCUGCCCUCCCGGGCGUGGUCCCCGCCCUUCGAGUCUGAGGAUGCCCAGAAACACAACCAGAGCGAGUACGAGGAGUCGGCGGGCGAGUGCUGCUCCUGCCCCAAGACCGACUCUCAGAUCCUCAAGGAGCUGGAGGAGUCUUCGUUCCGGAAGACCUUCGAGGAUUACCUGCACAACGUGGUCUUCGUGCCCAGAAAUCCCUCUGCAGGCAGUGGUGCCCAGGACCCUAGGCCCUCGCGGAAGCGCAGGUCCCUGGGUGAGGUGAAUGUGACCACAGCGGUGCCCUUGGUACCGGGUUUCCCCACCCUCUCCUCCGUCAGCGUGCCCACCAACGCGGAGGAGCACAGGCCCUUCGAGAAGGUGGUGAACAAGGAGUCCCUGGUCAUCUCUGGCCUGCGACACUUCACCGGCUAUCGGAUUGAGCUGCAGGCCUGCAACCAGGAUGCUCCGGAGGAGAGGUGCAGCGUGGCUGCCUAUGUCAGCGCCAGGACCAUGCCCGAAGCCAAGGCGGAUGACAUCGUCGGCCCUGUGACGCACGAAAUCUUUGAUAACAACGCUGUUCACUUGAUGUGGCAAGAACCAAAGGAACCCAAUGGCCUGAUCGUGCUGUAUGAAGUGAGUUAUCGGCGGUACGGGGAAGAGGAGCUGCACCUGUGUGUCUCCCGGAAGCACUACGCCCUGGAGAAGGGGUGCAGACUGCGGGGGCUGCAGCCAGGCAACUACAGCGUGCGGAUCCGGGCCACCUCCCUGGCGGGGAACGGCUCCUGGACGGAAGCCACCUAUUUCUACGUGACAAAUUAUUAUGUCUCAUCAAACAUUGCAAAGAUGAUCAUUGGUCCCCUCAUUUUCGUCUUUCUCUUCAGUAUUGUGAUUGGGAGUAUUUAUCUAUUCCUGAGGAAGAGACAGCCGGAUGGGCCAAUGGGACCGCUGUACGCCUCCUCGAACCCUGAGUACCUCAGCGCCAGUGACGUAUUUCCCUGUUCUGUGUAUGUGCCGGACGAGUGGGAGGUCCCUCGAGAGAAGAUCACCCUCCUGAGAGAGCUGGGGCAGGGCUCCUUUGGCAUGGUAUACGAGGGAAAUGCCAAGGACAUCGUCAAGGGUGAGGCAGAGACUCGAGUGGCGGUGAAGACGGUCAAUGAAGCAGCCAGUCUCCGAGAGAGGAUCGAAUUCCUCAACGAGGCCUCCGUCAUGAAAGGCUUCACAUGUCAUCACGUGGUUCGCCUCCUGGGAGUGGUGUCCAAGGGCCAGCCAACGCUGGUGGUGAUGGAGUUGAUGGCCCAUGGAGACUUGAAGAGCUACCUCCGCUCCUUGCGGCCAGAGUCUGAGAAUAACCCCGGCCGCCCUCCCCCUACUCUACAAGAGAUGAUUCAGAUGGCGGCGGAGAUUGCCGAUGGGAUGGCGUACCUGAAUGCCAAGAAGUUUGUGCACCGAGACCUGGCAGCUCGAAACUGCAUGGUUGCCCAUGAUUUUACUGUCAAAAUCGGAGACUUUGGAAUGACCAGGGACAUCUACGAAACGGAUUACUACCGGAAAGGGGGCAAAGGUCUGCUCCCUGUGCGGUGGAUGGCACCGGAGUCCCUGAAAGAUGGGGUCUUCACCACUUCCUCCGACAUGUGGUCCUUUGGUGUAGUCCUUUGGGAAAUCACCAGCUUGGCAGAACAGCCUUACCAAGGGCUGUCUAAUGAACAGGUGUUGAAAUUUGUCAUGGAUGGAGGGUAUCUGGACCAGCCUGACAAUUGUCCAGAGAGAGUCACUGACCUGAUGCGCAUGUGCUGGCAGUUCAACCCCAAGAUGCGGCCGACCUUCUUGGAGAUCGUCAGCCUGCUGAAGGAUGACCUUCAUCCCAGCUUCCCAGAAGUCUCCUUCUUCCACAGCGAGGAGAACAAGGCCCCUGAGAGUGAGGAGUUGGAGAUGGAGUUCGAGGACAUGGAGAAUGUCCCCUUGGAUCGGUCCUCACACUGUCAGAGGGAGGAGGCCGGGGGCCGGGAGGGAGGGUCCUCGCUGGGCAUCAAGCGGAACUAUGAAGAGCACAUCCCGUACACCCACAUGAACGGGGGCAAGAAGAACGGGCGGAUCCUGCCCCUGCCCCGGUCCAGCCCUUCCUAACAGUGCCUGCUUGGGGAAGGGCUUCCCGCGUUUUUCUACUUUCCUCUGGUUUGGACGCCUCCAGAAAACUCAGGAUUCUCACGACUCUACCCUGAUGUCAAACGGAGCUCAGAUUGUUCCCAAACAUUUUUGCGCAUCUUUUGACCUAAAGCAUACGGAUGUGAUUGCUGAUCCAACUCAUCGUCCUCAGAGGAUUUAACUGUGAACCGAGAGGGAAAGGGGUUUCCACGGCUGCUGCCUUUUUGGGGCAUAAACAGUUUCAAACCAGGACUCUUUUUUUUCUGUUUUUGUAGGAGAUUGAGGGAAAAAAGCACCUGUUUUUACAAAGAUGUUUUUUCUUUUUUUUUUUUUGCUGGUGUCUGAGCUAUAAGAUAAAUCUUGUUUGUGGAACAAAAGUUGGCAAGAAAGGAGAAGCAAAAUCCCGUUUCAGGAGAAUUCGAAGCUUGACAGGGUGAGCUUUGAGAAAUUUUUCUCAUCCAGGUGGAAGGAUUUUAUUUUUCUUAUUCACAAAAUCAGUUCCUCAAAUUGACCAAUAGCUGCUGCUUUCAUAUUUUUGAUAAAGGGUGUGCAGUCCCCACUUGUCUGCACAUACACAUGUGUGCAUCAGUAUGCAUGUGUGUCCAGGUUAGAGCCUGCUGGUGUGUGUCCGGGUGUGCAACACAUUCAUGCUGGGUUGAUGCUUUGGGUAUUGGCUCAUGAAGGUUCUGCUGUUCAGUGUGUUUAAGCUCACAUCCUUUUCUCCCCUUCCUUUGUGUUACUGGGAGACGGUGUCCUCAACAGAUUCUUCUCAUGUAGAAAUAUUGCCUCAGGUGUUGUCUCUUGUUCCUGUUGGUGACAAAAUGUUUUCCAGGAGCUGAGUGAGAAGCAUUUAGAUUGGAGCGAUUGUGGAUCUCCAGAAGACCAAAAAAAAACCAGAACAAAAAAAAUGGAAGAAAAAGAAGAAGAAGGAGGAGGAGGAGGAGAAGAAGAGGAAGAAGAAAAGAAGAAAAGGAAAUAGAAGAAGAAAGAACUGAGAUGACAAAGAGUAUUGAGAACAUAUUUGUAACGUAUCUAAUUUUUAGGGAAUCUCUGGCAGCCUCCUAAGUUAUUGACUAUCUCCUGGGUGUUGGGUGGGAGAUGGUGCGUGGGUCUGCCUGUGGGGGAGAGGGAGCGAGGCCUGAAUGUCCUCCUUGUUCAGUCUCAAAGGCAUCCUUUUCUGGGAAUUAAGCCACAUUAGCUGCUAACCCUUUUGGACAUCGUGAGGCCAUGCGGAGUAUGUGGGCGGCUGGGUUUUGUGGAUGGUCUGGCUCAGAUCCUAAGGUCUGCAGGAAGUUUCCUGCUUGGAUAAGCUGAUGAUUACCUAGAGCUGAGCCUGCCUUUGGGAACCACUGUGUGCAUCCAGUGGUUCUCUGCGUGUACCUUACCUCUGAGGCACUCCUUCUCCUGGGUGUGUAUCUUCCUCAGUUAUUAUGCAAACACAACAGAAUCUGAUCCCAAAGAUCCACAACAAUGGAUGGACUUUGAAAAUGCUAAGCAAUAUUAAAGGAGAUGCCCUGGGAAAACCUGUGGGUGCCCCUCUACUCUUGGGGCAUCUGACUGUCCUCAGAACCAAACUCCCAGAGCUGCUCUGUGCCCAGGGACCACAGCUGGGCCAGAUGUGGUGCCUGAGGGAAUAUAUUUCUCAGGUGCUUAUAAUGUUGCAAUCCCUAAGAGACUUCAAGUCUGGAGGAGAAACCAUCAAAGGCCUUCCUAUCAAUGAGAACUUCCACAUGGAUGUGACUCCACUGUUUCUUCUUCAUGUGAAAAGAACCACGGCUGCUCAAGUGAAGAAUGUGGUGAACCUACUACUUGGAUUCAUCAAAAUGAUCACCCAUGGGUUCUCCCUGAGUGUAUUUUCUCAUAAGUGUUCGAUUGCUUCCUUUUUUCUUAAGAGUUGUGGGAUAGACACAUAAUGACAACCUCCAAGGCCUCUCAAUUCUUGAUUAAGAACACAGGUACACACAAAUCCCAAUUGCCUAUUGCUGUUAUUUAUAUGAUUUGAGAAAUUACAGUGUGCAAAAUAUUGCUGGGGAGCAUCCACAGUGGAUACAAGAAGCAGGAGUAUAGAAAUUAUUUUUGCCAAAAUUAAUUUAUAAAUAGAAAUGGGUCUGUAUGUAAAUUAAAGACACACGUAGAUCUAGGUAUUUUGUUCUUUUCAUAGUAAAUUUGUAGUGGCCAUAUACUACAGUAGCAGCAAUUUUCACAUUUUUCUAAUUCAGAAAGGUUUUUCUUAUAUUACUGGGGGAAAGUAUUUAUUUUAAUAUAUAAAAUUACUCUAAAAUCACUUUCGAAAAAAUGGAAUGCAUGUAAAUUUUUAUCAAGGAAAAAUAAAUAGGUGAAUGUGGGUAUGAUUUUUUUUUCAGCACAGUCUACCUCAGUGUAUUGUUAGGAUGUGGUUCAGUUACGGACAUCUUUGAGACAUCUGAAUUGUGUUCGGAUCCAAUCUGUAUUAGGGAAAAUAGGUAUCAACUGAUUCUGAAUGCCAAGGACCAGUAAGGAUUUUGAGGGAGGAAGUUGGGAUGGAGAAGUUGUAGCCUUCACAUGAACGUAAAUCCUUUUACUCCUGGCUGAUAAUAUUCUCUGAGUUUAAUCUUCAUUUUAAAAAUGGAAUCUUCUAUCUAUUGACACCACGCUCCCCAAACAUAAGCCAAGGCUUAGGCCAUGAGGGUGUCUCUGAUAUAUGAGGUACGUGGUCUUAUCUUCCUCUGUGAGAGGGCAGCGUCCCGUGUCCUAUUGAGGUGAAGACAACCUUUGACUCACAGCCAGCACCUCACUGUCUCCCCAAGUCCCCCAGAAGUGAGUACAAAGGUGCUCAGGCUCUCUGAUGCUUUGUUCCCACUCCUUUCAGACUGGUGAUGCUCUCUGUGGACAGAAUGAAUUUCAUUCUUGGGCACCUCACAUCUAACAACUACAGCAAUGUUUCAUUUUUUUCUUCUGAGUGGGAAGGAGGUAUUUUUGGAAACCCCGGUCUGAAACUCAUCCGUGUACUGAGUACAUUUUUAGCAACAAAACCUUGGACCCCUGCGUAAAGGUUUGGUUGACCUCAAGUGGAUGCUGAUUGACUUUGUGCAAAUUUGAGAACCCAUCUGCAGCUCUAGGCAGGGCCAGCAUGGUUGCUGUCACACCCUCUACACCUCACUCUCUUGUAGUUUUAGAUUCUGCCCUUCCAGACUCACCCUUCUCGACCUGCCCUGGAGAGGGAUAGAGUGCUGGGCCCACCCUGUGUGGGUGGGACAUCACCAAUUUCAUCCUGAUUCAUGAUACUGCAUGGAAAAGAACAAGCAGUUGAAGGGUUACAAAUUUCCUUUUAUCAUUGGGAAAUGUUGACUUUGGAACAACAGAACUUUGGCUAUAGAAAGGUGCAAAUGUCCUGAGAAUUUGUAGUGAUGGAUUACAAAAAAGCAACAAAACCAGAUUGGGUUGACACUUCGUUUGUUUUUUAAAGAAGGUGCACUAUUAGAAAACAUUUUUUCUUAAAAUAGUGGAAUCUAUGCUGUCAUAGUUUCUUCUUCUAGGAGGAGAAUACCAAACAUCCCUUUCUCCGCGGGUCAGUCAGUGCUAGCAACCACAUACCAGGAAACGAUUGUGUUUGGGGAGCUGUCCUAGGUCCUGUCCUGUCAUUUGAAGUUAGUACAGAGGGGAAGCAUUGCUGGUUCUUUGGAUAUAGGCUGAGCAAAAUUGACUGAAAAUGUGGGAAUUGAUACAAGGAUCUGCAUGUAAAAUGCUGUGAUUUCUGGGAAUUAUGCCACCAAUCAAUGGGCAGAUCUUCCACUCUGUCACACCAAGGCACAAUAAGAUGCACGUAUUGAGUUGGGAGCUAUUUAUUGCAGCCCACUGUAACACUGGACACUGGCUGUUUCAUCACCAGGGCCUGGCCUGUACUGGCCACCUUGGCAAUGAAUGGAUGUACCAUUGUCCCAACAAAAGUCAUUCUCCUACUUCAUGGUGGGUGGGAGUUUGGGGUUAAAUGUCUUUUGGAUGCCAUCUGGUGAGUUCUUGAUACAUUAGGCUCUUCAGAAAUUAUGGAUUUGUUGGGGUUGGGGAAAGAGGAAUGGUGAUUUUUUUAUAUAAAGGGUGCACAUAGAGUAGAACCAUUUUGAAAAAUCUUCAAAAAUUUAAUUUACAGCAGAGUGGAGGCUGGAAAAGGGAAGAACAGACCCAACAGUUGUUCAGAACACAUAAUAGAAUAUGAUGGACUUUUCAGAAGUUGUGACCUAAGACAAAUGUGUCUUUAGGGGUCCCUAAGACAGGGAGGGAAGUAAUGACUUUUAUUGAGGUCAUUGUCACUUUCUGCUAACCAUCAAAGUCCAGGACUAGCCUCCAGCCAAAUUUUAUCUAAGUGUGGGCCUCAAAAAUCCUUGAUAGAAACCAGAUCAUGAAUCUAGGGCUCUUGGUUCCAUUUGAAAAGGAAGGAACAGCUCCCGGAUGCAUGUGCAGUCACGCACAUAUUCAGGAAUGGCUUGUUUGGUCUUUAUACUUUGUGUCAAAGUUGCUGCUCCUUGUCCUUUCGUGUGCCUAGGUGGCCUCAGCCCUGCGUGUUAGCGGCGCAGGAUCCAAUGUGCCACAGCUUUUGCUGAAAAUAACUCAGAAACACAAAACCCACCCAAAUCUCAAUUAUUAUUUUUUCAAUGUUUUCCUACAAGAGCCAAGUAGCAUCAUGUACAGACUAUGCCUUUUUUAGAGGGAGGGGAAUUGAAAUUUUUCUGCAUGUAAAAUAUGGAAUAAUUACUUGUUUAUAUUAAAAUUCUGAAUAAAUUAUCUGAGAAUA
Messenger RNA from Heterocephalus glaber (naked mole-rat), 8944 nucleotides. It is a transcript of the gene Insr, whose product is annotated as insulin receptor. Gene Ontology annotation, molecular function: ATP binding; insulin receptor substrate binding; phosphatidylinositol 3-kinase binding. NCBI's taxonomy places the organism in Eukaryota, Metazoa, Chordata, Mammalia, Rodentia, Bathyergidae. The record is from RefSeq and is a predicted model, not a curated record. Gene Ontology annotation, cellular component: plasma membrane; insulin receptor complex; axon. Gene Ontology annotation, biological process: protein autophosphorylation; positive regulation of kinase activity; positive regulation of phosphatidylinositol 3-kinase/protein kinase B signal transduction.